This is a messenger RNA of Aspergillus candidus, 508 nucleotides long. RefSeq names its product mitochondrial import receptor subunit TOM7. Lineage: Eukaryota; Fungi; Ascomycota; Eurotiomycetes; Eurotiales; Aspergillaceae. The record is from RefSeq and is a predicted model, not a curated record. Gene Ontology annotation, cellular component: mitochondrial outer membrane; mitochondrial outer membrane translocase complex. The transcript is spliced from 5 exons. Gene Ontology annotation, biological process: protein insertion into mitochondrial outer membrane; protein import into mitochondrial matrix. The coding region runs from base 114 to 275 and encodes 53 amino acids.
GUUUGUUUGAGCUUCAACCAACACCGUCUGUCAUACUCCACCUUUCGUCCGACAAACCUUCAACUUCCACCGUCCACCUUGACAAUACCACCUGAACAUAUUAAAUCGUCGAUAUGGCCCAGUUUUCCGAGGAAACCAAGGAGCGCAUCUCCAAGGUCAUUGAUGUCUCCAGAGUUGCGAUCCACUAUGGCUAUCUGCCCUUGAUCAUCUAUCUCGGCUACACCUACAGUGAACCGAGACCGUCUCUCUUCAAGCUGUUCUCCCCGCUUGCUUAGAUAGAACCGAAACGCCCGCGACGCUCGCCUGCACAAUCACAUCCAGACUUUUCAAGUGACGAUACGCCUUGGGUGUCUUUGAUUUUAGAUUUGUUCCAUCAAGGAGUUUUCUGGAACGUAUAUUCGGAAGAUGAGGAGGGCUGGCCUCGAUUGUCUCGACACAUGGACAUCUAUGUAUUUUUAAGGAAUUAUACCAAGGAAUUUGUCUCUUAUUGUAUAUCAGAGUCGAGGAA